ACUCUCAGGAAAAGGAAGCAAAGAAUGUCAAACAUGGCAGCCUCAUCAGUUCCUGUUUUGGUGCAGAAUGCAAAACCCACUUCAGAUGUCACUCGCCGUUGCGCUAAUUUUCAUCCUUCCGUUUGGGGGGAUUAUUUCCUUACCAUUCCUAUCUCUUUGGAAGGGGAUACCGACAUGAAACAAAUUCAAACAUUAAAAGAGGAAGUGAGGAAGAAGCUUGUCUCUUCUAUUGAUAACAAUUUCUCUUAUAUGUUAAACUUCAUCGACUCAGUCCAACGCUUGGGUAUUUCUUACCAUUUUGGACAUGAAAUUGAUGAAGCAUUGCACCAAAUUUACAGCACUUCAACGAAGGACAAUAAUAUUACAACUCAGAAUGAUGAUCUUCAUCAUCUGGCUCUACUCUUUCGGUUGCUUAGGCAACAUGGAUAUCGCAUUUCAUCAAAUGUAUUUUACAAAUUCAAGGACCAAACCGGACUCUUCAUUGAAAGUGUAGCUGACGAUAUUAAAGGAAUAUUGAGUCUCUAUGAAGCAGCCCAGCUAAGAUUUCAUGGAGAGGAGAUACUUGAUGAAGCACAUGAUUUCGCUCACGCUCAAUUAACAAAGUCUCUAACCACCCAAUUGAGCCCUUCUCUUGCUGCAAAAGUGCGCCACAGCUUAGAACAAUCACAUCGCAAGGGAAUGCCUAGGUUGGAGGCAAGAUAUUAUAUAUCUUUCUAUCAGGAAGAUCCUUCCCAUGAUGAAAAUUUGUUAACCUUUGCAAAAUUAGAUUUUAAUAUCCUGCAGAAGCUACAUCAAAAAGAAGUCAGCAGUCUCACCAAGUGGUGGAAUAAGGAUUUAAAUGUCUCGGCAAAAUUUCCUUUUGCACGGGAUAGGAUUGUGGAAGGUUGCUUUUGGGUUUUGGGGAUCUACUUUGAGCCGCAGUAUUCUCUUGCUAGAAGGAUAAUGAUGAAAAUAAUGGCCAUAUCAUCCAUCAUUGAUGACAUCUAUGACGCCUAUGGAACCAUUGACGAGCUAGAGCUUUUCACCAAAGUAAUAGAGAGGUGGGAUAUAUGUUGCCUGAAUGAUCUCCCAGAUUACAUGAGAUUAUGUUAUACGGCACUUUUGGAUAUUUUUGAAGAAAUAGAGCAAGAGAUGAGACAGAAAGGAAAAGCAUAUUGCAUCGAGUAUGCCAAGAAAGAAAUGAAAAGACUGAUCCAAGCUUACAUUACUGAGGCAAGAUGGUUUCAUUGCAACUACACACCAACAGUGGAGGAGUACAUGAAAGUCGGAACAUUAUCAUGUGGUUACGCUAUGCUGACAACCGUCUCUUUCAUCGGCAUGGAAGACUCAACAGAGGAGGCUUUCAGAUGGGCAACGAGUGACCCAAUAGUUAUCGUUGCUGCUUCAACUCUUUGUAGGCUCAUGGAUGACAUUGUUGGACACGAGUUUGAGCAGAAAAGAGGACACGUAGCCUCAAGCCUUGAAUGCUAUAUGAAACAACACAAUACCUCAAGGCAAGAGGCCAUUGAAGAACUACUUAAGGUAAUUGAGAGUGCUUGGAAGGAUAUUAAUGACGCAUGCCUUGAUCCUAUUCCAUUACCAUUGGCCUUUCUUAUGCGAGUUGUCAACCUUGCGCGAAUGAUGUAUGUGCUUUACAAGGAAGAAGAUAGCUAUACAAAUUCUAGAGGAAUAAUGAAAGGUUACAUCGAAGCUUUACUAAUUAAUAAGAUGCUUGUAUAA
Messenger RNA from Abrus precatorius (Indian licorice), 1719 nucleotides. Its product is annotated as probable terpene synthase 2. The transcript is spliced from 7 exons. The record is from RefSeq and is a predicted model, not a curated record. Gene Ontology annotation, biological process: diterpenoid biosynthetic process. Lineage: Eukaryota; Viridiplantae; Streptophyta; Magnoliopsida; Fabales; Fabaceae. The coding region runs from base 25 to 1719 and encodes 564 amino acids. Gene Ontology annotation, molecular function: terpene synthase activity; magnesium ion binding.